This is a messenger RNA of Sceloporus undulatus (fence lizard), 3822 nucleotides long. RefSeq names its product interleukin 7 receptor (gene IL7R). Gene Ontology annotation, biological process: cytokine-mediated signaling pathway; hemopoiesis; positive regulation of receptor signaling pathway via JAK-STAT. Gene Ontology annotation, cellular component: external side of plasma membrane. The record is from RefSeq and is a predicted model, not a curated record. Gene Ontology annotation, molecular function: protein binding; cytokine receptor activity. The transcript has 8 exons. Bases 66 to 1454 code for a protein of 462 amino acids. NCBI's taxonomy places the organism in Eukaryota, Metazoa, Chordata, Lepidosauria, Squamata, Phrynosomatidae.
AACAGUGAGCCUAGUUGCUCUUUCUCUGCUUUUCACAUGGAGAAUAGAAACAAUGUGAACUCAGGAUGAGCAUUACAAGACAGAUGCUGUAUACUUACUUCUUGAUUCUUCUUCCUGUCAUUUCAGAGGAAAAUGAAUUUGAAGCAUCGACCGACUACGAUACCUGCACAGAUGCUGAACUGGAUGCCAGCUUUGAAUGUAUCACACGAAUGCCAGUAUUCCCAGAGAAUUACUUGAUUUGCAAUGCCACACUGACUGAGUUGUUCUUGAACGAGGCUGGCAUUAGCUUUACUAUGUAUACAAAGUCACCCCAGGUAUGCAAAAUGGAGAGUCAGUUAGUCGGUAAUUGCUCUAUGCGGCCAUAUGAAAUGUUGCAUCCCAUCCACAUUUGCUUGAUAAUGAUAAUAAUGAAUCAGAGAUGCCAGCACUGCAAGAACGUGACAGCAAUUCACAUCAUUAAACCUGAAGCACCAUUUGAUUUAAAAAGCACUUUCCAGGAAAAGGCCAAUGAAUACCUUGUUGACUUCUCAACUUUGCAUGUACGAGGGUCAUUGCUUGAUCACCAUUUAACACAUGAAUUGGCCUACCGGCAGGAAAAAUCAAACUGGACUACCAGAGAGUUUCAAUAUAAACCAUUCAAACUUCUGGGGAAAGAACUUUAUCCUGGUGCAACAUAUGAGAUAAGGGUGCGAUCCAAACCCAAUGGAGAAUACUUCAAAGGCACAUGGAGUGAAUGGAGCCCGUCUGAAUACCAGAAGAUCCCAGAUAAAAUAAACUAUUAUACCUUUAUCGUGAUUAUAGUAUCUAUUGUGGGCUUCCUCCUGCUGCUCAUUCUCAUUUCUCUGAUUCCAGUAUUUUGGGAAAACAGGAUCAAGCCCAUUGUGUGGCCCACGCUUCCAACUCAUGAGAAAGCUCUGGAUAAAUUGUGCAAAAAACUAAGAGAGAAUUCUGAUGCAAGUUUCUUCACUCCUGAAAACCUGGGAUAUGUUCACAUUCAUAAGGUGGACAGCAUUGAAGCCAAAGCCAAACCGGACUGCUUUCAACCCUCCUGUCUGCCUUGGGAUACUGCUGUUCUGGAGAAGCUUGGGAAUGAGCUGGAACAAAAGAGCAACAUGGUUCUCAUCAAUCAUGGCUGGCUGAAGCUGCCUCUGGCAUAUGAAGGAAUGUGGCCAGCAGAGAUGCUGAACCAGCAUUUGGGCAGGAGAAACCCAGCUACUGGUGGUAAUGUGUUCAUCAGUGCCAACCCAUAUCAUGAGAGUGAGGAGAGUAGCUCCAGUAGCCAACCCAGCAAUAAUGAUACCGUCAGCAGCUGUUCUACCUCUUCAGUGGACACAUUGUCUGGAUUGCAGGCAGAUCCCUGUCCUCACACUUACACCAACAAUAAGACUAGGGUGCCAAAUAUAGAAGAAGCCUAUGUCACAAUGGCCAGCUUCUUUGAAAACAAGGGUAACUAACAAUGUCAACACUUGGCAUGGCAGGGCUCUGGAAGAGUCAUUUCACAGAUCAUAGCCUCCUACAUGACUAAAAGGGUAGUCAUCUAUGCCUGCCACCACUUAAACAGCAGACCUGUGUGGCACUUUCAACAUGAACAAAUUUAUUAUUGCAUGAGUUUUCAUGGAAUAUACAAUUUAAUCAGAUGCACUGACUGUUAUCCAGAAUACACCCACAAACACACCCACAUGUAUAUCUCAGUUAACAAAUUGAUUUGCUAUUGGGCAUUUUUUAAACAGAAAGUUUGGUCCGGAGGUAUCUACAAUACAGAAAAGGGGAGAAAUUUAACAUGAUACAUCAAUCUUUUUAUUCAAAAUGAAUAAUAUAUAGUGGGCCCUUGUUAUCCACUGUAGUUUGGUUCCAGGAACCUCUGUGGAUGUCCAAGUCCUGUUAAAUACAGUGGCAUGGUAAAAAUGAUGUCCUUUCUAUAAAAUGGCAAAAUUAAGUACUACGUUUUGGAAUGUAUAUAUUUUUUGGAAUAUUUGCUUGAAUCCAUGGAUAAAGAAUCUGUGAAUAAAGAGGGCUGAGUAUGCAUGAAGUUAAACAACUAGGUCAAGUAAGUCUUGCAUAGUUUAACAAAACUUUGAAGUUUCUAAAGGCUAAUAGAAAACUUCUUCCAAAAUGUAUCCAGAGAUAUGUUUUUUAUUUUAACAUAUAUUCUCCUUUAUUGAGGUUUCAAGUUUGGUGACCAGAUUAACAUAUUGGGUAUAGCUAGUAAGGUGGGCUUAUCUGCUGUCCCCUUCUCUCUGUUUUCAUACAUUCUCAGUAAAAGAUUUUUGGGGCAGCUGUGAUUUACCUUGCCUUUUAAAGGCAGGUACACACUGCUUCUGUAGGACAGGGGUAGAGGAGGAUCCUAUUCUUUCCAAGCUCAGUCUGUAUUGCAUUGUUUACUGCAGAUAUUGUGGUGCAAGCUGCCUCUGAAUGUUUGUCUUUUGGCAGCCUUCCUUCACCAUCUUCCUCAUGCCAAUGCUGCUAAAAAAAAUUCCAGUUUGAAGAAGGACAAGGAAGAAAAGGGGGGCUGGUCUGGCAUAAACGGCCUUUGUAAAAGGGAGUGUCACUCUUAGAGACUAUGUUAACCGAGGUACACCUGUGUGUGUGUCUGUGCAUACACACCUACACAAUACACAUUGCUGGGAUUGGGACAGUAGAAAGUCAAGUUAGAGAGAAAUUAAAUUAAAAAAGUAUUGGUAGUGACAAUGGCCUUAUUAACAUUGUCUGUUCACAACACUGUUGCUGAUCACACAAACGUUCUAAAACGUUCUGAUAUAGUAGCAUCCAAAAUCCACAAAACAUCAAUACCUUUAUUAUUAUUUAAACUCCAUUAGCAACUGAAAAAGAAUUUUUUUCUUUCAGAUCGAGGCUGUCUCUGAAAAUUUUAUUUACUGAACUUUACAACUCUUUGUCUCUCAAAGCCCACAUGGCCAAAAUAGAGGAGCUGCCCCUGCCCACAUGACUAUCCUUCCGUACCAUCUUAACUAAACGCAACUUCUUGACAAAAUGUAGUCCUAUGACUCUAAUAUCAUCAUUUUCCUUCUUUCUCCUGUAUGAUUUUUAACACCUUUCCCUGAUGAAGAAGCCAGUGGAGCUUUGAAAGCUUGCACCAAGUACUGUGUGCAUUUUGGUUGGCUCAAUAAAAGAAUUGCUAUUUGGUGGAUUUUGGAUGUUAUUAUACUUUGCUAUAUGAUCCACAGUGCUACCCAUGGAUAUGUAAUCUCGAACUAGGUAAACCAGUUCAUAAGUGUAGUGUGAAGUGAUGCAUAAUCAGAUUUUUAUUUCAUGCUGCUUUUUAAUUUGGCCCUGGUUUUUGCUGCUCUGAUUUAACUAAUGUAUGUCAUGGACACAUUCUGCUUUUCCCAUGAUUGUAGCAAUAUUGGAAGAAACUAUGCUGCUAGUAGAACCAAAGUGUGUUUCUUAGCUCUUGACAGAUCAAGGUCUAUCUAGAUCAGAAGGAAUCUGGAAGCCUAUAUAUUAGAUUUCUACCUAGUCAGUAUUUAGAUUUUUAAUGCAAGACUGAGAUGUCUGCUGAUGUGUGCCACUAGAUUGCACCCUUUUCUUCCAAGCAGUGUAACAAAUAUGUACAAGAACAGUUACUUACAACAGAACUACACAUGUUUAUUUGUGUGCUUACUUGUUAUAAAUCAAAGUAUACAAUUUAGAUGGUUAUUAAAGCUAAGCAUGGGCCAGUCAAUGUACCAGAGUGGCCACAGUAGAUGGGGGUUCUAGGAGUUGUACUCCAAAAAGUAAUUUUUUGGGAAGUCCUGUUAUAGCUGCUUUAGCUGUCAACCUAUUGAGAAAAAGGGAAAUUGCCCAAGAGCAUAUAUAUACAGUGCU